AUGGCCCCUUUCGUUGAGGAGUCGGCCGUGGAGGCCUCCCUCACUGCGCAUACCAAACGGGCGCCGACAAACCUGGUGGCCCCAGAGCCAGGUACGUACUUGAUCGUGUGGACAAAGUCUGUUGUGAACCCCCUUCUAACACUAAUCUUAGAGCACUGUCCCGGUCCUGAAUCCGAACAAGCAGGCCAAGGCGAUGCCUGUGCUGGCUGUCCGAACCAACAAAUCUGCGCCUCCGCACCCAAAGGUCCCGACCCUGAUAUUCCAAUUAUAACCGAGCGUCUCUCGCAAAUACGACAUAAGAUCCUGGUUUUAUCUGGCAAGGGAGGUGUGGGCAAGUCGACUUUCACCACCCUUUUGGCACAUGCGUUCGCUGCGAACCCCGACUCGACCGUCGGUGUCAUGGAUACCGAUAUCUGCGGGCCCUCUAUCCCCAAAAUGAUGGGCGUGGAGACGGAGACGAUUCACGUGAGCAAUGCCGGCUGGAGUCCGGUGUGGGUGACGGAUAACCUGGGUGCGAUGAGCGUACAGUUCAUGCUGCCCAAUCGUGAUGAUGCGGUUAUCUGGCGUGGUCCAAAAAAGAACGGCUUGAUCAAGCAGUUCUUGAAGGACGUGGACUGGGGCGAGCUCGAUUACCUGAUUGUCGAUACCCCGCCCGGUACUUCUGACGAGCACUUGUCCGUCAACUCUUUACUAAAGGAAUCCGGCGUCGAUGGUGCUGUGGUUGUGACCACCCCGCAAGAGGUGUCUCUGCUUGACGUUCGCAAGGAAAUCGAUUUCUGCCGCAAGGCUGGCAUUAAGAUUCUCGGUUUGGUGGAGAACAUGUCUGGGUUUGUUUGCCCCAACUGCACACACGAAUCCCAGAUCUUCCGUAAGACCACGGGUGGUGGCCGCCGACUAGCCAAGAAGAUGGGAAUUCCCUUCCUUGGGGCUGUACCUCUGGAUCCUAGGGUGGGUAUGGCUUGCGACUACGGCGAGAGCUUUGUGGACAACUUCCCAGAUAGCCCUGCCUCAAAGGCUAUCAAGCGUGUUGUCCGUGCUGUCGGCGAGGCGGUUGGGGAGAACCCAGAUGAUGUCCUUCCCGAGGAAAUGGUUGGUUGA
Molecule: messenger RNA, 1098 nt
Organism: Penicillium cataractarum
Lineage: Eukaryota; Fungi; Ascomycota; Eurotiomycetes; Eurotiales; Aspergillaceae
Gene: nbp35
Product: Fe-S cluster-binding ATPase
Exons: 1
Coding region: 1-1098 (365 amino acids)
Biological process (GO): iron-sulfur cluster assembly
Cellular component (GO): cytosol
Molecular function (GO): 4 iron, 4 sulfur cluster binding; ATP binding; ATP-dependent FeS chaperone activity
Source: RefSeq, a predicted model, not a curated record